Messenger RNA from Enterobius vermicularis (human pinworm), 1209 nucleotides. NCBI's taxonomy places the organism in Eukaryota, Metazoa, Nematoda, Chromadorea, Rhabditida, Oxyuridae. The record is from the annotation of a GenBank genome assembly.
AUGUCUGUAACAAACGACGAAGAAAAAAUGGAUAUUGACCUUCCACCCGAGAAAGUAAGAACUUUAGAGUAUAAAGGAGUAUUUGUAAAAUUUUGGACGCUGAGCCAAAGGUCAGCGCGAUUAGAAGCUCAUUUUACAGAAAAUUCUGAUUCUUGCCAGUCUGAUGAUGUGGGUACUUUGGUAAAGUCGGAAGUGAGCCCGCAUGAUCUUGCUAAAAGUACUCUCGAAGACGAAAAUGAACAAGUAAAAAUUGAACGUCCAGCAGAACGUGAAAACGAUGUUGCUGCUGAAAAAAAAGAUAAUGUGACUAAUGAUCAUCCGAACUCUUCGACGUGUACAGAGACGGGAGGGACUACGGAAGUUAAAGAAAAUGCUCCUAAGCAAGGCCUUCUUGAUAAACCGCUAGUUCUGGAAGGCAAGCGUGAGCGCCACACAGUAAACAGACUGGUUUCGACACCGAAACAAUCACCUAAGAAAUUUAUACCGGAAAUUUCCGGCAGCGGUGUUCCGUUAGGAGACAUCGAGUAUGUAAAUGCUUCUAUGACUAAAAUCCGUGGCGAGGAGCUCAAACCAUUGCAUCGGCUUUGCUAUGGUAAAUCGGGGACAACGGUAACAGUAAAGAGGGAUUUAAGAAAAUUCAAUGGUUUUUCAUUUGAUGUGAACAGUCGUGAAUUUGAAAAGAGGAAGGCGUUGGCUAUGAAACUGAGAGGUGUAGAGGUGAAAAUUAUUCGCAAAAUUCUUGGUUCAGAGGUCUGUCGAAGCAAAGCUGAUACAGUAAGUUCUAAACGACCUGCUGUGACGCCUAAAUCGAACCCUGACGUGGUAACUGCUGCCAGUGGUGAUGAGGAUAGUGGUGCAGGAGUAACUAAGAAACGGCAGAAAGCCGUACCUGCAAAGAAGCCAAAAACCAGCAAACAGGGUGGUGAUGCAAAGAUGAAAAAAACAGCUGAAAAACCUUUGGCAGAUGUUCCAAGUACUGCGUCCUCGGAAAAGCAAGAGGAGUCGUCCUGGGGACCUGGAGGCCCCUCUGAUACAGAGCUGAAUUCUACGAUCAAUGAAAUACUACACUCUGUUGACCUCGUCCACUGUACUAUGAAGCAGAUGUGUCAGCGGUUGUCAGAACGGUUCCCGAACCUGGAUAUGGUAAAUUAUAAGAGCGCAUUGAAAGAGCGUAUUAAAGAGGCUCUGGAACAGAUGGAAGACGCAUAA